GGAACACAUUAACGAGCCCUGUUGCGCGCGUGCUGUUUACCUGUUGCUAUUGUAGAGUGCAGGUUAGUUGCUCGGUUUUUGGGCAGUUUACUUCGUGAUUUUGCCUUCGAGAAAACCUUUUAGUGGAUAUCUUUAUCACAGACGACUGAAGUAACAACAGGCCAAAGGUCGAGUUGGAUUUACUGUGGGCUUUACUGUGGUGUAAAGUCGUACUUGUGUCGUACUUGUCCAGAGAGACUGUGCAAUAGCUGACUUAAAAAGGGGCGUGAGUAUGCAAGAAGAGUUUCAUAAAGAAGUGUAAGAGUUUAGUUUACUCCGUGAUUUCGUUUUUGCUAAAACGUUUUAGUGCAUAUCUUUAUCACAACCAUGGAAAGGAAACGACUUACACUGGCUGAAGUUGAUGAGAACUUGUUUAGAUUUAGUGAUGAGGAGAGUGAGAGUGAUGACGCUUCCAUGGCUGCAAGCAUGGACUCAGAGGAAGAAGUCGCGUUUGUCCAUGGAAUCGACGCCGUGCUCGAUAUGCCUGAAGUAGAUCCACCUUACCCUCCCCCACAUGGAAUGUUUCACACCUCUUCUGACCCACUCCCAGGGCAACAAUCAACUUCUACCCUCUCUAGUGACAAAGGCAGCAGAAGCACAAGCCCACCCCAUGCAAAGACAGUAGUGCCCAUACCAUCAGCUCCGAUACCCAGCAACACCUCCCACACCGUAGCUGGGCAACAACCUCUUGCUAGAGCAAGGAAGAGAAGAUCAGCUCCCGGGGGAAAGAGCACAGCGUCACCACCACCUACGGCACAGGAGGACAGAUGGCACGACACCUCAGAGGAAGAUGAGCAGCCUCCCCCAUUGACGUUUUGUCCCAGGAGGAACCCAGGAGUUCAGUUGGAUUUUCAGACGGUCUACAGCCCUUCUGACAUCUUCCAGCUGUUCUUCAGUCAAGAGGUGAUCCAAACCCUAUGCAACAAUACCAACGGAUUUGCAGCUCAGAGAAAAGGGAAUGACACGAAGAGGCCGUGGACGGAUGUAAAUGCGGAUGAAAUGCUUCAUUAUCUCAGCAUAAUCAUCUAUCUUGGACUGAUGAAGCCUUCAGCUAUUGGGGACCUGUGGAGGAAGGAUCACUUGCAUAGCUACCCGUUUCCUCCUUCUGUGAUGGCUGGGAAGCGGUAUAAAGCCAUCAGUGCAUACCUGCACAUGAGUGACCCAGCAGCAGAUGCCGUAAAUGAUCAGCUCCAAGGUCAGCCUGGGUAUGAUGGUCUCUUCCGCAUCAAGCCACUCCAGGAACAGAUCCUGACUGCCUGCCAGGCCUACUACCAUCCGCACCAGAACAUUGCAGUAGAUGAAAGAAUCGUGGCCACCGAGGUGAGGCACAGGGUGACGGACAAGCCCCCCAGGCGGGGGUACAAGCUCUUCGUCCUGGCUGACAUCUCCAGUGGCUACACGUAUAACUUCCGCGUGUAUAAGGGGAAUGCACGGAAACGGUCUGGAAAAGGCCUAAGCUUCGAUGCUGUGGUUGAUCUGAUUGAUGUACCUUCUCUGGGCACGGGAUACACAGUUUAUGUUGACAGUUUUUACACCAGUUCGCUGCUCUUCCGUCACCUGCGAGGAAUUGGUUUUGGGGCAUGUGGAACCAUCCGUGAGACCAGGAUAUGCUUCCCAAGAACAUCAGCUAAUGCCCUGCCAAGAAAAGCAGACCGUGGUGACAUGCGAUGGAUCAGGGAUGGCCCGUUGCUGUUCGUAAAGUGGAAGGACAUACGAGAUGUCACUGUGUGCUCCACUGCCCACAAAGCCUAUAGUGGAAAAUCAAUGCAGUGUCAGGUCAGAAGUCCAAGUGGCGCUUGGUGCACCCAACAGAUCCCAGUACCGGACCCUGUGUGGGCAUACAACACGUUCAUGGAAGAAGUUGACUGGUCUGAUGCCCUCAUAAAGUACUUCUCUCCAACCCAGAAGACCAGGCGCUGGUUUGUGCAGCUGUUUCUUCAGUUUAUUGACAUUGCGGUGAUGAACAGCUUCAUUAUCCAUAAGGAGAUGGCACUGGCAAGAGAGCAGAAGCCCCUCAACCAGAAGCGCUUCAGGGAGGUGUUGUGUUUGGAGCUGGCUGGUGCUGGGCAGCCACAGGAAUCUUCGCAGGCAGAAGCUGUGAGCGCCUGCUCAUCUCUUCCUCAUGUCCGGGAGCAGAGACCAGAGGGGUGCUUCCCUGUUCCAGUGUGUCAGGUAUCCACUGACGUGCGACAGAAAGCCUCACAUGGGAGGAGGAAAUGUGUGUACUGCAAGAAGAGGACAAUGCUCAUGUGCAAAUCUUGCAAUGUUCCACUCUGCAUAAAUGUAAAACAGAUGUGCUUCACAAAGUGGCAUGUUCAGAAGUACGCUUAGAGACAUUACAUAUUUGUACAGAUUUAUAAAUACUUUGAGGUUGUAUUUUAUAAGUUUGCUGUGUUCUAUUUUUGCCUCCUAAAAUCCAACCCUUUUCUUUAUAAAGAGUAAAUCUAUUGAAGAAGUAAAGCGGGCCAAAUAUAUACAUUUCCGCAUAAAUUGCCAAAGAUGCAGUGAUGUUUCAAAAGCUUUUGUUACAUCCAUUCUUUUUGGAAUACCUUUUUUGCUUGACAGUUUUAUUUUUUGGUUUAAAAAAUAUUCUGAGAAAUAAAGCUUACUGUGGUUGUGA
Molecule: messenger RNA, 2659 nt
Organism: Electrophorus electricus (electric eel)
Lineage: Eukaryota; Metazoa; Chordata; Actinopteri; Gymnotiformes; Gymnotidae
Source: RefSeq, a predicted model, not a curated record